AUGGCGGUCGCGAGGUUCUCGUUUCUCUCCUGUUUAUUGUAUAUUUCUACAGUUCUAUCAGCCUGUCCAGACCAGGACCCUACACUUAAGCCAUGGUCAAAUGCAAAUUCUUGGCCCAGUGGACAAGUGCCCCAAGAGAAUGACGAAGUAAUCAUCAACUUUCCGGUCUUAGUGGACACAAGUCCCCCUCAACUGUCUUUUAUUGAGAUACAGAAUGGCGGGAAACUCGUGUGGAGCAGAAAUGGCGACCACAGUGUACGACUUGGACACAUCCUGAUCAAAAAUGGAGCGGAAAUGCACAUAGGAAGUGAAGACUGUCAGUUUGACAGGAAAGCCAGAAUUACUCUGUUAGACGAGCCGGAAGGAACAAAUGUUCCCUCAUUUGGUGAUAAAUUUAUCGGGGUUGAAGAAGGUGGGACGCUAGAGCUCCACGGCAAGGACAAAAGGUCAUGGACCAAACUGACAAAGACGGCACCCAAAUAUGACAAGACACUCGGCGAUAUUUACAAGCACAGAGAUAACUCACCAAGUAGGUCACCGGGAGUGUUCGUUUAUCAUUUCUCGGUGUCAGUACCAGAGGAUUAUGACUUGGUAAACGACAAAGCAGUGUUGGUGAGCGGAAGCAUUCACCAAAGACUCGAUUACUGGAACCAAGACAAAGUAAACUCAGCAAUAGCAAACCUUACCAAUUUUUUGAAUGGUAUCCCGGAUGGUGACAUAUUUGCAAUUGCAACACAAAAGAACUUUUUGGGAUCCAAGGACGCAAGUGCCAUUUAUAGCGUCAUGGACGCACUAGGGGCCACUGCAUUCAAAUUGGCAACAACUAAUGACGCUUAUGUGGCAAUCGGCCUUAAAGGUCACACUUCAACAGUUCAGGAAGUGUUAGGAGGUGAUGCCUCUGGUGGCGCCGACUAUAACGAAGCUUCCAUUACUUAUAUUGUACCUAAUAUAGAAAGAGAAAUUACAGUUACUUCGUACAAUCAUGGUGUUGAGGAAUGGCGCAGUUACACGGAAUUCCACGUCAUUAACACGUAUCUAACACGACCUGUGAUAUCUGUAUACGAUGACGUAAUGAAUGAAUGGAACGUGGGAGAUAAAGUAUUCAUCACAUCCACUGACUAUAGGUGGUACCAUGUAGAAGAAUUUACCAUUAUAGAGUGUUCUCAGUGUCCUCCAAAGUUCAUCAGGCUGGACCACUCUCUGAAAUAUGAACAUUAUGGAGAAAUAUACAAGAGAGUGGACAUGAGAGCGGAAGUAGGAUUGAUGACUCGGUAUAUUCAUAUAACGUCGGAGGUUUCCGAAGGAAACACUAACGGUGGGCAUGUCAAGUUUCUGAAAGGAUUUAAACGCGUUGCUGUCGAGGGAACAGAACUCACUAAUCUGGGCGACCCGUUGAUUUUAGGUCGAUAUCCACUUCAUUAUCAUAUGUGUUAUGACCUCGCUGAUCGAACAUUGUAUCCCCAAGAAUCGUAUUUAAGAAGAAACUCUAUACACCAUACUCAGUUCCGAUGUAUGACGAUUCACGGAACACAGUCGGCAUAUAUCACGGACAAUGUAUGCUAUAACAGUGUUGGCCAUGGUUUCUUCCUUGAAGACGGUGGGGAGAGGAACAUUACAUUUUACAGAAAUCUUGGACUGGGACAGAGGCGAUUUAAGGGGGAUACUGUCCUCGGAGUUACAGGAGCAAUUCCAGCCGACAAAACGAAGGGUCCAGCAACAUUUUGGAUCACUAAUCCAUUGACAACUUUGGUGAACAAUGUAGCUGCGGGUGGUGAAGGUAUUGGGUAUUGGUACAUCUUUCCACAUAUACCUACUGGUCCCUCUGCCAAUAAAAACUUUAUGCAACCAGGAGAAGCAAAAAACACAAGAAUAACCAAGUUCUUGGACAACUCUUGCCACUCCCAUGAAACGUGUUUGUUCGUUGAUAAUGAGCUAGAAGAUGACUUGACAUUUGGAGGAUACAACCAUUAUAAUCCAAAGCUUGAUCCCCUGGAUCCAAGUUCCCCUCCUGCUCCUGCCCUAUUUGACGGGUUUACAGCCAGUAAAUGCACCGUUCAGAAUUUAUGGAUUCGUUCGUCGCCUGUCAUUGUCAGAAGAGCGUCCCUAUCAGACAGCCGAUUUGGAGCUUUCCUUUUGAGAGAGGACUCAGUGUGGCAAGUGUUUGAAGACAGCGUCAUAAUUGGACUCUCGGAUAAUGUCGGGGAAAACCUCUCUUUCAGAGACAGAGAUAUAACUGGUUUCCGGUUUUCUAAAGGACCUAUAACAGUUAGGAACACUUGGUUUGGCGGUUUUGAAUCCUCUGCGGUGAGGACAGCGGCAGCUGUUGGUAAUCAGGAAUGUAUGACUCACAAUGACCCCAGGAACUCUUUGGAUAACGUUAUGUUCGACUUUAAUGAUGGACCAGGGAAAAGAUUCUUGUUCAGGGACUGCACAUCCAGAUCUGCAGACGCAGACGCUGUAUUUUCACUGAGGGACAACAAAAAAGCUCUCUCGGCUAGUGACGUCACAAUAGUUACCAAUAAACCAUUCCUGCUAACAAAGGAAUGUAAAAUUAGGUCAGGAUGGAAUGCUGCAUAUUGUCCCUUUUUGUAUGGAAAGGUAUUAGUGACAUACACAGAUCGCUUCAACAGCGAUAUGCAUGUAUACAGGACAGAUGGCAACCUACCUUCCCUACACUUAGGCCUGGAUCUUGAGAAGCAUUUCCUCCCAAUCCUGGGGGGAUCUCACAGCUACCUUGUUAGGAUAGCAGGAUCCCUUCCGUCCACUGUCAAUUUUGACGCUAGAGCGAUUUCAAAGAAAAACAACGUGCUUAUUGCGUUUUGCGUCCCACGAAAUGCCGAAAUUCGAUUUGAGUACCGAAUGGAGAAUUUUAACAAACGCCCAGUUCAUUCAGUAACCUCUAGACAGGAGGUGUUGGAUAGUGACACAGUCGGUACUUACUAUUAUGACAGCGCUAACGGUGUCAUCUUUUUCAAGUUGAUGCACGAAGUGGAGUAUGGAGUCGAAGAAAUUGCCCGUUGUCCUGACAACGUCUGCCCACGUGCAAGAGUUCUAGUGACGUCCGGAGAUCUCACCGACUCUAACUGCGUCAGUCGAUUUAGCGCCGUGUCAGAGUAUACGCAACCAUCAUCGGGUACAGCCACCAAUGAUGACGCUAUUUUACCGGCAACUUCUGCAGACCCUCCAGAGACAUUUGGACAUGGACCGACAUAUCCAUUCUAAAUCAAACGGAGUAGUAGAAUACAAUACGGACAGCUAUAUAUUUACUAAAAUACAUCUCCCUGGAUCCUAUUGAUCGAAUUAAUUUAUCACCCAUUAAAAUGAACCUUAGAGCAGUGGAGUUGU
This is a messenger RNA of Saccostrea echinata, 3345 nucleotides long. Its product is annotated as cell migration-inducing and hyaluronan-binding protein-like. The record is from RefSeq and is a predicted model, not a curated record. Lineage: Eukaryota; Metazoa; Mollusca; Bivalvia; Ostreida; Ostreidae. The transcript is spliced from 24 exons. Bases 1 to 3222 code for a protein of 1073 amino acids.